Cuscuta epithymum is the source of this 1699-nucleotide messenger RNA. Lineage: Eukaryota; Viridiplantae; Streptophyta; Magnoliopsida; Solanales; Convolvulaceae. The record is from the annotation of a GenBank genome assembly.
CAAAUAGGAUGAUGCCAAACGUUGAAUGUACCAAAACAUCUUCUCCUACCGAAGAGCUCCCCUUUAAUUUAAGCAAAAAAGAAAAGAAAAGGCGCGCGCGAGUUUAACGGUUGAAAACGAAAGAGUUCAGCUUGUAUUUCGGUGGCUUCUCAACCGGUUUGUGCUGAAUCGGUGACCUCUUUUUUAGGCACACUCCGGCUCUGGCAUUUCAUCGAUCAGUUUCUGCGCAGCUUUUGGAAACGUCGACCAAAUGCGGGAGCUGCGCGGAUCGGUUUGCAGCUGAUUCGGCUGUUCAACAGGGCCCCUCAUUAGCUGGUUUUCCUGGCCAGCUUCCGGUGCCCACAUCUCCGCCGUGAUAAGAUAAGGUAUGGAACCAUUACAAAAGGCAUCAGCUCAGUCAGCUAAACCUAUGGAACCUCAGUAUGACAUUGGUAAUGGCGUAAAGACAUCGACAACUCAGCAACCCGUUGGAGGAACCAAUAUUCUCUCCUCAUGCAAGGAGUUGAGCGGUUCAUUCUCCUCUAAUUGCUCUUCUCCUGACACUCCACUUGAUAGUUCUUUCUCUGAGAGUGAUUCUAUAUAUGAAUUAACUCCUGAGGAAGAUUCUAGCAACUUAUUGACCACAGAAUCACCAUCAACCCAAGUAAUGGAGCGUCCUACGGAUGAGCCACAAAGGAUUCCAUCUUCUUUGUCUGGUAAAGGGAGGUUUAGAAAGGAACUGGGAUGGAGCAUGGGGUCCAAUGAAUCACUAUUCAGUAUCCAGCUGGAUCAUUCAAGUUUUUCUAGAGAUCAAUUCACGUGGGACUCUGAAGAGCUUUGUCAACAUGAAGAAGCUUCUGAGGGCCCCGCUACUGAGGCAAGUUGCUCUCCAGUGAGGCCGUCAUCUAGCCAUAUAACUGAGUUGGCUAGGGGUGGGGGGAUAGAUGCAGCAGAGGCAUCCAUGAGAGAUUUCUUAAGGGACAGUAAAUAUCAAAAUAAUGAAAAAUGUUGUGUUGAGGGGCGGACAUCUCGUUACUCUGAUGAGAGUGGGGCCAGUGGAAGAUCCUUUGCAUUCCCAAUAUUGUCAGGGGACAUAGAUAAAAACACUUCGGCAAAGGUAAGGCCAGACAAAAAGCAGCCACCUCAGUCUUUAAUACUGUCUGAGCAAGAGGGUGAAUCGUUGCAGAACCCUCAAUCUGAGCAGCAAGUGGCUGUUGCACCCAAACAGUGGUUUUCCUGCUUCUUGUGUUGCUCAUUCUGUUCCUAGGAGACUUCUUGGAUACUAUAUUAUGCCUAGAAGAGUUUAAUAAUAUAUAUAUAGUGAAGAUGACUUGAGGCAUUGUGGCUUUGAAGAAGAUCAAAGAGAUGGUGUCAAGUAAAUAGAAAUACAAUAACAUUGCAUCCCUGCUUAUGUCUAGAGUGCAGCUGAUGGCCUUCAUCCACAGUUUUAUGAAGAAAGUUUUGAGGAUGUCAUGCCAGCAUUCUCCGGUUUCAUACGAGUAGGUGGUUAUUUAUCAAGUAUGACUUAUUCGGGAGGAUCCAUAGCUUACUCUGGAGCUCCCCCCAUGUAGGUUAUUUUACUAUGUAAAUUUUACGCUAAAUAACCUUUUGGCUUCCCUUGUUGUCGAACAAAAUUCCGCUAUGAUCACUUCUUAUUUUGGGAAAUGCACUUUAACAUCUUCGUGGUAUUUAAGCAUUACAUUCAUUAUUAAACAAUACU